This is a messenger RNA of Spirodela intermedia, 174 nucleotides long. Lineage: Eukaryota; Viridiplantae; Streptophyta; Magnoliopsida; Alismatales; Araceae. The record is from the annotation of a GenBank genome assembly.
AUGGAGAUAGACCAACAUUUUAUCAAAGAGAAACUUGAUGAGGGUAUUAUUUCUACACCUUAUAUGGCAUCUCAUGAGCAGUUGGCAGAUGUACUAACGAAAGGAUUGAGUGACAUAGCAUUUCAACAUCUCAUAUUCAAGUUGGGACUGGAUGACAUCCAUUCACCAACUUGA